AUGGAAAAGUUACGUGGGAUGAUGGAUUUCUGCAUCCGCCACCAGACCAUUCUGGGUUACAGCAUCAUGUCCCUGCUGACAGCUGCCAGCGAGCAGAGCUUCUCAUCUGUAGUGUUCAAGGGUCCCUGCAACUCUGGGAACAUGCUGUAUGGCUCCGUCUUCCUCAUAGUGCCUGCCUUCAUCCUCUUUGUGCUUGGCUACAUGGCGAACACCAAGAUGUGGCGCCUGCUGACAGGCAGCUGCCGUGCGGAGGAGCGCUGCAGCUGCAGCCCAUGGGGGACCUGCACCCACUACUGCCACGUGCUGGUGCCGGUGACAGCCAGAAUCUUGGUGGCCCCCUUCACCUGGAUCGUGGUGGCCCUGCUCAGAGCCAGCUUCUACGAGCGCGCGGCCAGCGGGAGCAGCCUGAUAAAGAACCUCAUGUGUAAAGAUAAAGGAGAAGAGUGACACAAGGUGCUGGUCAGAAUACCCUGCGACGAGAUGUUAUUAGAGAAAGAGAAGGAGAAGUUAUCAGUUGAAUCCCUCAGCCUUCAGGCACAGUCCCAGCUGAUAGGAUGGUUCAUCAUGAUCGUGGCACUGGUUUUAACAUGUGACAGCUGCUGUAUCUUCCCGGUUAGCUAUCUUCAGCUCAAGUUCUGGAAAAUUUACUCAAAAAAGGAACAGGAGCUCUUCAAGACCAAGGCUAAAGAGCAUGCAACCAGGCUGGCAGAAAUAGAUAUGAAAUGCUUUUUUGAAGCCACCGACCCAGUGCCGUUUCGGACUCCCAGCAGUGAAGACUGGCGGAAGAUUUCGUUCUUGUAUACCUUCAAUUUGAAGGAGCAGUGUUACAGCAUGAUACACAAGUACGUUAACACAAACAGAGGCAACAGCAACAGAUUCAGGAAAGGAGAUCAGGAUCCCCCUGUUUUAGGAUUUGUGGAUGAAGCAAGUGUAAGCAAAGCAGGGGUUUAA
Messenger RNA from Chroicocephalus ridibundus (black-headed gull), 951 nucleotides. RefSeq names its product calcium homeostasis modulator protein 6-like. NCBI's taxonomy places the organism in Eukaryota, Metazoa, Chordata, Aves, Charadriiformes, Laridae. The transcript has 2 exons. The record is from RefSeq and is a predicted model, not a curated record. Gene Ontology annotation, cellular component: plasma membrane. Gene Ontology annotation, molecular function: monoatomic cation channel activity.